Messenger RNA from Anthostomella pinea, 3807 nucleotides. Lineage: Eukaryota; Fungi; Ascomycota; Sordariomycetes; Xylariales; Xylariaceae. The record is from the annotation of a GenBank genome assembly.
AUGGCGCCGACCGGGGGUCAGAAGUCGUCGGCAUCACCCAUCACCACCGCCCACGCCAGCGUGUCUUCGGGUCGCCAGUUCGCCGAAUCCAAUUCCACCCUCAAUGCUUUCCUAGGAGGCCGUAAGCCUUCAUGGCUAACCAACGCGAAACCGACCAAGCCCUCGCCUCGUCCUCCGCAGCCUCAGCCUAUGCAACCACCUGUAUCUGCACAAGCCGCACAACCCUCCGUGACAGCCUUGCAAUCCACACAACCGCAACCACGACAACCGCAGGAACCACAGGAACCACAACAACCACAGGCGCAAACGCAAACGCAGCCACAACCUCGAUCACAACGACCUCCGCCUCCGCCCCCGCCGGCACAAGCUCCGACUCCCGCUUCAGUCCCAUCAGCGGUGCCUAUCCCUCCCAUCUCGUCUCGCCAGCGGCAUCAGCACCUGCCAGAGCAGACACAUCUCUCAUCACCAUCAGCGUAUGCCGUGCUCCCUUCGCCAGCUCCUAGUGACGAGCCCAGCCCAUGCAUAUCUAUCAGCCGCGAAAGUUCCGAAGCCGCCAGCUCUCUCCCCCCAGCCCCCCCCGAGUCUCGAGACGGUCCUCGAGUGACCGCAGCUCAUUUUGUACUAGACGAUACUCUGCGCGGUCAACAGGAGCACCAGGCGCAACACCUGGCCACGCCAGUAAUAACGAGGCGGAGUACCUCACGACAGGGCAGCGAGGCGUCGGCUGCCCGGAAAUCCUCGACGCCAGCGAACAUGGUUAUCAAUACACCUCCAACACCGGGUGCGCCGGUCUUGAACGUGGGGACGGCCUCAGGAGACGUACUGCCAAAUCCCCCAGCAAAGAGACGGCGUGUUGCAAAUCCAUCCAAACUCUUCCUCGAAUCCAUCCAAGCUAUGAAUACACUCACGAGUUUUUCGCGAGAUAGUGGCGCCGAGCACGACUUAUCAGGUACUGUUGAAAAACCACGGUACCUCCUCUUGAGGGAGGCUUGCGAGACAGGGGACGUGUUCUUCAUUGCACUGCACCAGCUCUUCUGCGCGUGGGCAAUGAAUCAAAGUAGUGUGCAUCAGCUCUGCGACGAGAGUUUGCACGACACCUCUCUAAUCGACAACGCAUUUGGAAUAAUGGGUACGGUUCUGAAAAGCAACUCUAAAGUACGGCCAACGCUGCUUCAGUGGUUCACGGCAUUCCCGGCCUCGCUAGACGUCAUGCGCCAUCACCCUUUCUACGCCAAUACAAUAACGCAGGUCCUAGACUUCCUGGUGCGCGUGUCUCACAGAUGGAUGGUUAUGAACCAUAACCAUCAGAUAAACGGGUACCCUCUGCUGAUGAGCGAGUUACUCGACUCCUUCCUACUAUACUCUCCGCUAUUUCAGGCCAUCGUCUUCCGUGCCUCUAGGAGAACAUUGGGCGUGGCCGACCAACCGUAUGGCGCGCAGAUGGAGGAUAUCUUCAAAGCAGAUCAGAGAAAGCACCGCAAUCCCGACGGUACAUUCGCACUGCGCUUUUCUCCCGCGGAAUACCAGGCCUAUAAUCAUUCUCUGAUUACGCAGUACAAAUCCAUCGUAAUGCAGAAUCAAGCCUUGCAGAAUCAGCAAUCACACCAUUCCGGCCAGCCUUCCUUGUUGCCGCCGUCGACGACUAGUUCAGCCCGCCGAAUUCAAUCCGUUCCUAUGGCCCAGGCACAUGUACGGAGGGACUCGAUGCAGGCGGGCACCAUGCUGUCCCCGGCCACGACAGUUGCGAGUCCAAUGCCUGGGAUCCAAGUGCUCUACUCACAAGCUCGUGCCCCUUCUCCGAUGAACACCCAAAGCCCAACGACCACGCCAAGCGGCUUUCCCAGUCAGACACACGCAUCAGUUUCUUCUCCAAACCAAUUCAUGGUGCCACCGAAUCAUGUGGUGCCGAGUAACUCGUCGGCAUCGCCUGAGAUGUAUAGCUUCCCUUCUCAGUCGCCUAGCAUCGCUCAUCAAAUGCAUUCUAUGCACGACAAUACCCAGGCACAACCCAUUCUUCAACAAUACCAGCAACAAUACCACCAGCACAACCAGCACCACCAGCAACUGCAACAGCAACUGCAACAUCAGCAACAGCAGCAACAGCAGCAACAGCAGCAGCAGCAACAGCAACAGCAGAUGCAGCAACAACAGAUGCAACAAAUGCAACAUCAGUCUCUCCAUCCACAGCCGUCCAAUGUGCAACAGCAGCGGCAGCGGGCUUUUGCAAGACGCCGCUCUCACCACUCGGCCGUAGCGUUGAGUCCCCGGUCGUCUCCUCUCCAACAUCAUAUUGUACUGUCAAACCAGGCAGCAUACAGUGGGCAGAACUCACCAGUACUCACUACUUUCACCGGUCCAGCUGUGCACGUUCAAUCCCAGCGCGGUUCGAUAUCUGCCCAAGGUGUUGCCUACCAGAAUCAUGCCGUAAACAGCACCUUGCCAUACAAUCCCAACCCGGGAGGGGUCACGACUCAAUUACCCGUGCAACAGCCAACCCCUGUGAACAAUCAACCAAGUAUUGUCAGACCACAAGCUUCCACAGUACGGCCACAUCGUAACACGGUUCAGCCCAGCGACAAGCUGUUCACCACGGCAAGGAUCAAUCUCAUAGACUAUCCGCAUACACCCUAUGACAAGAGAUCGGUCGACAAUUCCCUGCACCAGGUACACCUUCGGAGUCCGAGGCGUAUACCCCGAAACUUAACUACAUCUACCUCGUCGGAACGAUAUUAUCAGGCUAUCAAAGACUUUGCGCUAUCUCCCACCAUAAUUGCCCCUCAGCCCUUCUUGCACAAAUUCAAAUUUGCUAUUUCGAGUACGGAAUGCGCUAGACUCACACUGGAUGAGACGACGCGAGGAGACGCAUUGCCUGUUAAUCGAUUCUCCGACGGCUCUCUGCGGGUUCGCAUAAGGUGCUGUUAUAGGCAGCAAUCUGAUAUACCCGUGCCCGACAACCUUUGGGUGACUACUGAGUCAGCGUGGCCAGAGCACAUUUUCAUGGAAUUGAACGGUCAUGUCUUGAGCGUCAAACGCAAAGCGCAUCAUUCCAAGGAUCUUCCCGUCGAAGCUUCGACGCUCAUAAGGCCUGGCGAGAAUUUGUUGACUGUCUCGAAUCUCGAUGAGAACAAGGCGUCUAACCCUCAGCAACCGUACAUAGCUGUCGAGAUCGUCGAAAUUCUGAGCCACAGUGCUGUUCUCGACAUGGUCCGUACGCAGGGGAGCAGAACCGCUGACGACACUCGAGAAAUCAUCAGGAGUCGCCUGGCCGGCUCAUCGGGUAACGGCAGUGGGGGUCGAGGCGACGACGGGGAUGACGACUUGGAAAUUCCCGAUGAUGGCAUAUCCAUCGACCUGGCAGACCCAUUCACUGCCACAAUGUUCCGGAUCCCUGUCCGUGGGAGGACCUGCACUCAUCUCGAGUGUUUUGAUCUUGCGACCUGGCUCAAUACCCGACUCGGGAAGAAGUCAUGUGUCUGCGGAUCUGGCUCCUCAGACUGCAUACGAUGUCCCAAAGAGCCGUCCUUCGUCGAUAAGUGGAAGUGUCCUCUUUGCGACGGCGACGCGCGUCCCUAUAGCCUUUGCAUCGAUGGAUUUCUUGUUGAAGUCCGGGCGCAGUUGGAGGCCGAGAAUAUGCUGCGCACCAAGUCAAUCAUCGUGUCUGCUGACGGGUCGUGGAAACCCAAGGAACUGGUCAGCGGUGAUGAUAGCGACAUCGAUAGCGACGAUGACAUCACUCCGGCGGCCAAGAUGACUCCAAGACCCUCUAUGGCUCCGCAACGGGAGGUUAUCGAGCUUGAUGACGACUAG